AUGCCCAGAUCUAUCACUUGGUCCUUCUACUGGAGCACAGCAGGGGUGCUGCUGGUGUUCGACCUCACCAACCAGGCGUCUUGUGAGCACACCCCAGAGUGGUAUCGCGAGGUUGCGGGGAACAGGCCACCUGCCUUUGUCCUGGUGGGACACAAGUGUGACCUGGUGGCCAAGAGAGUUGUGACAGCAGAGGAAGCUGGACACCUCGCCACCAACCUGGGCAUGGGCUUCGUGGAGACCUCACCCUGCAGCAACUUCAACGUGAAGUUGGCCUUCCAGACACUGGUUGGGGGUAUCCUACUGGGCCAGGGGAUCCUUGCCCUACACGAGGGAUGUGAUGGCAUCAGGCUCAUCCCCAAUCAGAGUUGCUGCCAGCCUCCAGCAGGGAGGGAGCCCCAGGAGCGCUGCCAGUGCUGA
Messenger RNA from Prinia subflava (tawny-flanked prinia), 417 nucleotides. RefSeq names its product ras-related protein Rab-42-like. The record is from RefSeq and is a predicted model, not a curated record. The transcript has a single exon. Bases 1 to 417 code for a protein of 138 amino acids. Gene Ontology annotation, molecular function: GTPase activity; GTP binding. NCBI's taxonomy places the organism in Eukaryota, Metazoa, Chordata, Aves, Passeriformes, Cisticolidae. Gene Ontology annotation, cellular component: intracellular membrane-bounded organelle. Gene Ontology annotation, biological process: regulation of exocytosis; protein secretion.